AUUGACCCUCUCUCCAACAAAAGACCAAGCUCUAGAUCUGGAAGGUUUUGGCUGAAGACUUCGAAUCAGCUUUCAAGAUUCGUCAUCAAGCCAUAGAAGACUGCAGGAGAAAAUUGAUAGCAACUACGCGGCGAUUCAGUGGUGCUGGCGAAGACGUUGAAGUAUAUAUAGAGUCAUGGUGACGAAGUUUGAGACGCUCAUUAUACCGGAACAACAAUACAACUCAUCGAACAAAAUACAGAGUCGCACAUCUCGGCUCCUUCCACGGCAUUCAGAGCAGAUUUUCAUACUGACACCAUGUCCUACAACACCACUGUCCUCAUCACUGGCUGCAAAAGCGGCAUUGGAAAGGGGUUGCUUACCGCAUAUGCCUCUCGACCCAACACGCUGGCUAUCGCGGCCAUUCGAGAUGGUCCAGAUUCAGAACCCGCCACUGCAUUGACUUCUCUCCCUGUCGGUCAUGGCAGCAAGAUAGUAGUGGCUAAGUACAAUGCGAGCUCCACUACGGCGGCUCAAGAGCUUGUCGAGUACCUGAAAACGGCUCACAAGCUCAGCAGUCUGGAUAUCGUGAUAGCAAAUGCAGGCAUACUUAAACACUUCGGCCCUGCCAAGGAAGCUUCAGCCGAGACCAUCACCGAGCAUUUUCAGAUCAAUACGCUGGCGCCGAUUCUGCUAUAUCAAGCUACCCAGCCUCUCCUCGACGCUUCCGAGCAGACUCCCAAGUUCUUCAUCAUCUCCUCCAGUCUUGGAAGCAACGGCUUGCAGGACGAUUACCCCUUGCCCAUGCUCGCAUAUGGCAUGUCCAAGGCCGGAGUCAAUUAUGCCGCCAGUCGUAUACACCGCGAGGAGGAUCGGAUCGUCUUUAUUGCCCAACAACCCGGUUGGGUUAAGACCGAAAUGGGUCAUGCAGCCGCUACUUACGCUGGUAUGAGUCAUGCGGAUGUUCCUGUCACUUUGGAGGAUAGUAUCAAGGGCUUGAUGGGCUGCUUUGACAGGGCGGACAAAGCGACGCACAGUGGCAAGUUCUGGGAUCAGGAGGGAACUCAGCUCCCAUGGUGAGUUCGGAUGUCAAUGGACAGGCGCAAGCUCCUACACCGGUGUACCGGGCGUGACCUCGGAGAUCAAAGCUGCCAUCCAGGCUCCAUUCCGAUUGGCCUUGUGGCCGCGUUUUGAUGAUAGAAUUGGAUCAUGUUGUUGUGUAGGCUUCUACUCGUCCUCGUAGGGCGUCCCAUUGACAAUACAAAUAAUGUGCAUGCGCGAUGCAUAUAGCAGGUUCCCCAUAGCCAGUGCAGGAUGUUCAUUCGUGAGCCCCAGGGAUCAUGUCAUGACUCAGCCACAACCAUAUACACCUCGGUAUCCUUUCGUCCAUAGUGGCAUGACCACUCAAUUGAGAUCAUUCGCUUUGACAUCGUUUUCGUACCGAAAGAAUUCAAAAAUUGAUUUGGAAGCAAAUGAGACUUACAAAAGGACG
Molecule: messenger RNA, 1471 nt
Organism: Exophiala viscosa
Lineage: Eukaryota; Fungi; Ascomycota; Eurotiomycetes; Chaetothyriales; Herpotrichiellaceae
Exons: 2
Coding region: 298-1059 (253 amino acids)
Cellular component (GO): cytoplasm
Molecular function (GO): alcohol dehydrogenase (NAD+) activity
Source: RefSeq, a predicted model, not a curated record